Messenger RNA from Dissoconium aciculare CBS 342.82, 2634 nucleotides. RefSeq lists its product as uncharacterized. The record is from RefSeq and is a predicted model, not a curated record. The annotation marks the transcript as partial. Lineage: Eukaryota; Fungi; Ascomycota; Dothideomycetes; Mycosphaerellales; Dissoconiaceae. The transcript has 2 exons.
UGUGGUUGCCAUUAUGUUUGGAAUUCCGUGCGCCAGUAUCUACCACAGGUUCAACUCGUCUCCCAUACGACUAUUACACCCCUGAGCUUCACAACCGAGUUGACCCAGACGUUCCAUAAUUCCAACGAAGCUCAAAUCAAAGACGCCCAAUAUACAUUCCCUCUCUACGAUGGCGUUGCGGUUAACAAGUUUACGAUCACAUUCGGAGAUCAAGUGCUCCAUGGAAUCGUGAAGCAUAAAGCUGAUGCGAAACAAAUCUUUCAGGCUGCUGUUGAUAGGAAUGAGACUGCCGGACUGUUGGAAUCGCUACCUGCUGGCAUAUUCGGUGUCACCAUCGGCAAUGUUCCCGCCAAAACAGAUGUGAUUGUUCGUAUCACGUAUGGUGGUGAACUGAAGCAUGAUGCAGCCGUCGAUGGGCUCCGCUAUACGCUUCCAACGAGCAUAGCACCUCGUUACGGAUCGUACCCUGGCGAGGCUAGAAUGUCAAAUGCUGUGGCAAAUGGCGGCAUCAAAAUAUCCGUUGACCUCGAUAUGGCUUCUUCCGCCAUUCGAAAGAUUCAAUCUCCAUCGCAUCCCAUUGCUGUCGAGCUGGGUCAGCUUAACAAUGGAGCUUCGACGACGGGCGGAACAUCCGUAUUUAAUCCAUCUCUUGCUUCAGCAACUCUUGCCCUCGCGUCCGCCGAGUUGGCAGAAGAUUUCGUUCUGCAGGUCUUGGUCGAUAAUCUCAACAACCCGCAGGCCAUUCUCGAGACACACCCUACGCUCGAGAAUCAGCGUGCGAUCAUGGCCACCCUGGUCCCAAAAUUUGCGCUGGAUCCAGCACAUCCCGAAAUCGUCUUCAUUGCAGAUCAAUCUGGCAGCAUGCAAGGCGAAAAGAAUGAAGCAUUGGUGUCGGCGCUCAAAGUGUUCAUCAAAUCCCUUCCGUUCGGCGUGAGAUUCAAUAUCUGCGCGUUCGGCAAUGGCUUUGAAUAUCUCUGGCCCAAAUCACAGGCGUACAGCGAAGAAAACGUCGCCAAUGCUCUUAAGUGUCUCGAAAGCUUCCAGGCGCAGCGUGGCGGUACCGAGAUCCUUGGACCGAUCAAAGCUGCUUUCGAAAAUCGUCUCUCGGACAUGCCGCUGGAAGUCAUGCUGUUGACCGAUGGCCAAAUCUGGCGCGAGGAAGAAGUGUUUUCGUACAUCCAUGAGCAGGUACGAGAUAAGAAAGCCAACGCCCGAGUCUUUGCUUUGGGCGUCGGCAGUGACGUCUCGCAUACUCUCGUGGAAGGCGUGGCGAGAGCGGGCAACGGGUUUGCCCAGUUCGUGGAUAAGAGCGAGGAGACUGGCAAAAAGGUUAUGCGCAUGUUGAAAAGUGCGCUAUACGCCCAUACCAGGGACUACUCGGUCGAAGUUCAUUAUGCGGAGACCAGCAAGACGGCUACCAAGGACAACGACGACGAUGGCUUUGAGCUUAUUGAGAAAGUGGAUCAAUACUUGCACAUCAAGGAUGAUGAGUCAUCGGGUGCUUGCACACAGCAGCCAGCUGCUCCUCCAAAAGCAAAAUCAUUCUUUGACUCUUUGACCGAUGACGACAAUGUGAAGCAGACUAGCCAGACCACCACGGACAGAUACGCCCACUUGCCAAAGGUCACAACCCCCGAGAUAUUACAAACUCCGUCUGACAUACCUCCACUGUUCCCGUACAGCCGGACCACAGUGUAUCUGCUUUUAGGUCCCGAAUCCGUUCAGCGCGAAAUCGCCUCGAUCACGAUUCGAGCGUCGAGUGAUGCAGGGCCUCUUGAGUUGAACAUCCCAGUCAAGAAAGUCCACGGAACCGGAACGAACAUUCAUCAGCUCGCCGCAAGGAAGGCCGUUCAGGAGCUUGAAGAAGGACGUGGCUGGAUGCAGCACGCCACGACAUUGCCGUCCGAAGGCGAUGGCCAGGUCCUCGUAAAAGAGAGAUAUCCCAGCCGCUUCGAUGAGCUUGUCGAGCGCGAAGCCGUCACACUGGGUGAGAAAUUUCAGGUGGCGAGCAAAUGGACAUCUUUUGUUGCAGUGAACAAACGGAGUCAAGACGAACUCCCUCCGCCCGCAGUCACUGCAACAUCGAACGCCCUGGCCCCCGGUAGACGCAAGUCUGCAUCCGUUGCAAGCGCCUCGACGAAUUCUACGCCUCCGCCAUCUGGCUUUGGCAGUAGCGGUGGAAUGUUCGGUAGCGUGUCGACCGAAUCCACUCCACCAUCUGGCUUUGGCAGUACCGGUGGAUUAUUCGGUAGCGUGUCGACAGAAUCCACUCCACGAUCUGGGUUUGGUGGUAUCGGAGGACUGUUCGGGAAAGCGUCGAAAAAGUCUUCUCCUUCCGGCCAACAGUCAAAUUCACUUGCAAGUCCCAACACCUCAUCACAGCAGCAGCCGACCAGUCAAGCCGACCAGGUGCAGCAGGUCAUCGGUAAGCAGCAGUUCUUUGGAUCCUGGCUUUGGGAUGAUGCUCUGUUCAAGAUGAUGAAGAUCAAUCACAAUGGAAUUGCGUUGGAUGAAUUUGGCGGCGAUAAGAACAUUGCUGCGACGGCCUUAACGAUCGCAUGGUUCCGAAUCAUGCGGAAAGGCGACAAAGAUGUAUGGGAAUUUGUGGUCGCAAAGGCAGAACAAUGGUUGAGU